AUGGAGCAAAGAUUGGUAGUGCUGGUGCUUGCGAUAGCGUCGUUGUACGCCUGCCCGGCGGCACCAGCGUUCGUGGGGGACGACGACGUCCGCGUCGCGCUAAAGCAUGUCGACGCAGGGAAGCAGCUGUCCAGGCCCGAGCUGAUCCGGCGCGCCAUGCAGCGGAGCAAGGCGAGGGCGGUCGCGCUCUCCGCGGUGAGGAACCGCGCCAGCGCCCGCUUCUCUGGCAAGAACAACGAGCAGCAGCAAACGCCGCCUACCGGCGUGCCGGUGCGCCCGUCGGGGGACCUCGAGUACGUCGUCGACCUCGCCAUCGGCACGCCGCCGCAGCCCGUCUCGGUGCUGCUCGACACCGGCAGCGACCUCAUCUGGACGCAGUGCGCGCCCUGCGAGAGGCCCGACACGUGCACCUACCGCUACAACUACGGCGACGGCACGAUGACCAUGGGCGUGUACGCCACGGAGCGCUUCACCUUCACGUCGUCGGACGGCGACAGGCUCAUGACCGUCCCGCUCGGUUUCGGGUGCGGCUCCAUGAACGUCGGCAGCCUGAACAACGGCUCCGGCAUCGUGGGCUUCGGCCGGAACCCGCUCUCGCUGGUGUCACAGCUCUCCAUCCGCCGCUUCUCCUACUGCCUCACGUCCUACGCCAGCGGCAGGAAGAGCACCCUCCUGUUCGGGUCCCUGUCCGGUGGAGUCUACGGCGACGCCACCGGCCCCGUGCAGACCACGCCGCUCCUCCAGAGCCUCCACUACCCGACCUUCUACUACGUCCACCUCACGGGCCUGAGCGUCGGCGCCAGGCGGCUGCGGAUACCGGAGUCGGCGUUCGCGCUCCGGCCCGAUGGCUCGGGCGGCGUGAUCGUCGACUCCGGCACUGCACUCACGCUGCUACCGGGUGCGGUGCUCACGGAGGUGGUGCGGGCGUUCCGCCAGCAGCUGAGGCUGCCGUUCGCGAACGGCGGCAACCCCGAAGACGGCGUGUGCUUCCUGGUGCCAGCGGCCUGGCGGCGCUCGUCGACGACGUCACAGGUGCCGGUCCCAAGGAUGGUGUUCCACUUCCAGGGCGCGGACCUCGACCUGCCGCGGCGAAACUACGUCCUGGACGACCACAGGAGGGGCCGCCUGUGCCUCCUCCUGGCGGACUCCGGCGAUGAUGGCUCGACGAUUGGCAACCUGAUGCAGCAGGACAUGCGCGUGCUCUACGAUUUGGAGGCAGAAACCUUGUCGUUCGCUCCGGCACAAUGCUGA
Molecule: messenger RNA, 1251 nt
Organism: Miscanthus lutarioriparius
Lineage: Eukaryota; Viridiplantae; Streptophyta; Magnoliopsida; Poales; Poaceae
Source: the annotation of a GenBank genome assembly